GUGCUUCGCUCUGAUAGUGUUUCAUUCUUCGAUUUCCCUGUUGUUCAUGGUGCUGAGAAAUAUGGUUAGGGACUCGAAUAAGCUCGUUGCCAUUACCAAAACCAUAGAGGCUAUAGGAGCUGGAUUCCAAGCCUCCGACAGACGCUUUACAACAGGUCAAACAAAAGCAUACCAACGCCAGGCGAUAGAACUUGUCCGAGCUGCCCACUACCUAUUCCAAACAAUCCCAAGCUACCAACCUACGGAGAAUGAAGAAAAGCUCUACGAGCAGGCUUGGUUAUCUCUUGAGAACAAUCCAGUAACCCCAAGUGCACUGAGAAAACGUCUCAUUUUGAUCUUCAAAGGCCCCGAGAGGUCCGGUUUCGACUCCGACCAAGCCAAAGCGAGGAAGCUCCGUCUCACGGAACGUUGCAAGACAGUCCGCAAUAUGCCACCUCAGGUUGUCUUGUGGUGGGCGAAAGCAUAUCCCGCUUCUAUGUGGGAAGUAAGCCAGAUGUCUGAUGCUACGUUCGACUACCUCGUGGACAAAAUGAGUUCACAGAGAGUUCAAGCCUCAGAUUCAGACCACAAUAGUCUACGUGCUUUCGCGUCUGAGGAACCGCUUGAUUCAUGUCAAGAAUACUGCGAUUUCAUCCAAGCUUUUCACGCUGCGACAUAUCAACUCUCUCAAUCCUCUACAGGUAAGAAGAUCUGCGAUACAUGCUCGAGCAGCAAUUCAUAAGCAAACAGAGUUGGAACUCCCAUUGCCCUUGGAUAGUGCUAGCAUGGGAACACGGCCGGUACAAGUUGGUUCAGAACACCUUCAUGGUAGAGUUUACAAUCUCUCGAUCCCAGAUCUCCAGCUUGUGGGUGUCUCCGACAAUGUCCGUGGGGGGCCAUGGUUGACAGAUCCAUACGAUGUGAACAAUUUCCCUUUUGUCACUGUUCAAAUUUCGAGGGAGCUCGGCGGCAUUUAUGCAACUCAGAGACCUCAGCAAAUGUGAAUGCCGCCACAGCCAAUUUACGCUGUCAUGCUUGUUCUUCGCCCUUUAUAUAUCCAAUCCGAACAGAUCCAAUGUAGUAAAACCACCAAUUACUCUUCCAUCUCACCAUGACAAUGCUCGCCU
This is a messenger RNA of Cladophialophora immunda, 1106 nucleotides long. RefSeq lists its product as hypothetical. The transcript is spliced from 3 exons. The record is from RefSeq and is a predicted model, not a curated record. NCBI's taxonomy places the organism in Eukaryota, Fungi, Ascomycota, Eurotiomycetes, Chaetothyriales, Herpotrichiellaceae. The coding region runs from base 47 to 721 and encodes 224 amino acids.